CAUUUACUUACAAAUGUUUAUUAUAAGACAAUAUGUGCUGCUAUGUGCUGCAGUAUGUGCUGCUAGUAUAUGCUGCUUAUAAAUUUCCUUUAUGGCAACAACCACAUUUUUUGCAGCAUGAAUCUUCUACUGUUGAGACCAAAAGCAUCCUUUAAUUUAAAUAAAAACAACAUAUAAAUUCAACCAAACGUAGUUAUUAAACAUUAAGCUCAUUGCACCCCUUAAUUAUCUCAUUCUUUUUGCAGUAAAGAAACUGACAGUGAGGAAAACCCUUGAUAGUGAUGAUGACUGCUAAGGGAGGGGACAGUAUAGACCCUGAUAAAUGUGACGUUUCAUGGUCUCUCCUGACAAAUCAUCAAUGGCCAGGAACCUUAUAGCAGACACACUCUAUUGCUCCCACCCACAGAAAGUUUUUACAGAAGUCAAAAAGUUCCUUUUUCAUUUUACAGUCAAACAGCGGGCCUUGUUUAUUUCAUUUUAUUUCACACAGUUGAAGGCCUCAGAGAGUAGCUCAGGUCAAAACUGUACGCUAUACAAUAAGGGAGAGAGAGAGACAUUUUUGGUUUUCGUUGAGAGGAAAUUUUGAAACAUUGUGCAAUGGUGCCGCAAAAGUUUUGAAAGGUUGCAUUUAGCCUGCAAAGCGUCUGAGAGUCAGUCCGUUGGAGAAGAGGUCUCCAUGUUGCAUCCAUACAGAAUGGAGAGCUACCUUAUCCCACCUCACUCAGAAGAAAUGUAUGACCCUGAGAUCUACAGACAUCAAAUUCCAGAAUAUUAUAAUCCAUAUGUCCUAGAUACAGAUAUCCAGGCAGAUCACUGGGACUACCACCCUCACCCUCACGUACAUCCAGUAGAGUUUGAAAACCUCCAAGAGGCCAACUUCACAGAGCUGCAAAGUGUGCAGGCGAUCCACCCGCCUGGCCUCAUACGACAUGACACCAUACGAUACGACGCAGAAAACCUGCUCGAUCCAAAUCUUGGCGCACAUCCUCACGUGUUACAGCAACCAGUAGCAUUCUUCCCUCGGGCUGUAUAUCCACCACACGUGUCUCAGCGCAGCUCUGAUGAUGAGGAGCACGGAGCACGAAGUCCCCCGCUGGAGGUAUCUGAUGAGGAGUGUCUGCGAGAUCGAGUCUCUUAUGUCACACCAGGAGAGCUGGGCAAUAAAAAGAAGAUCCGUUUGUACCAGUUCUUGUUGGACCUUUUAAGGAAUGGAGAUAUGAAGGACAGUAUCUGGUGGGUCGACAGAGACAAAGGGACAUUCCAGUUUUCCUCUAAACACAAGGAGGCUCUCGCGCACCGCUGGGGAAUCCAGAAGGGAAACCGCAAAAAAAUGACCUAUCAGAAGAUGGCUCGUGCCCUGCGCAACUAUGGCAAAACUGGAGAGGUGAAAAAGAUAAAGAAGAAGCUGACGUACCAGUUCAGUGAUGAGGUGCUGGGUAAGACUCAUCUGGACAGAAAAUAUAUGUAGGCAGGGGGAUUUCUGAAAUGUCAAGAUUUACUCAGUAGUUAUUGUGUUAGAAACUCAAUCAAAUGUGCUGAUCUGUUAACUUCCAUUUUGUGAACAGCACCAUUAUUGUUCAAUAAUUGAUACUGUACAGUCAAAAGGCAAAAGGGGAAGGAGAGAGGGCGAUGUGUGUGUAAGUGUGUGUGUGUGUGUAUAUUUAUAUAUAAAUAUAUACACAGACUUACACACCCACAAGCAUACACACACACGUAUAUAUAAUGAUGAAAUGAUUUAAUAUCUUGAAAUAAUGUGUUAGUAUCUUCAAAUAAUGAAAUGAAAACAUUUCUCAAAAUAAUGAAUUACUUAUCUGACUUUAAAACGUAGUAUCUCAAAGUAAUGAGAAACAAUAGCAAUUUUUUAUUAUUUUUUUGAAGUUUAUAAUUAUUUUUGCGAUAU
Plectropomus leopardus (leopard coralgrouper) is the source of this 1900-nucleotide messenger RNA. RefSeq names its product Spi-1 proto-oncogene b (gene spi1b). The record is from RefSeq and is a predicted model, not a curated record. Gene Ontology annotation, biological process: regulation of transcription by RNA polymerase II; cell differentiation. NCBI's taxonomy places the organism in Eukaryota, Metazoa, Chordata, Actinopteri, Perciformes, Serranidae. Gene Ontology annotation, molecular function: DNA-binding transcription factor activity, RNA polymerase II-specific; sequence-specific DNA binding. Gene Ontology annotation, cellular component: nucleus.